AUCCCAUCCACUCCUCUCGCUGCAAGUGUCGCGGCCGGGUUUCUGUUUGUCACUCCAUUCCAAUCCUCACCUAGAACAAUGGGUGCUGGUGCAAGUACUCCGUCACCCGAGCCGCCUGCGGCUGGGGUAUGCCCUGUUGAUCACAAAACUCGCGAGGCCUGGUUGCAGCAGCAUCAAGCAUCUGGCGGCGCUGCACCUCCUCACCCUCUGCCCUCCGAAGAUGGACAGGAAUCGAAAGGCAAAUCUCAAAGGCCUCUGUCGACCGACCGUGAAGUGAGCAGUAUACCGCGAGCCAUUGACACUACUUCCCAGCCGUCGAGUGCCGACUCUUCAAAUGCGCCCGCGUCACCUUACGCUGCCACGGCCGCAUCGCAUGGCACCCCAUCCAAUGCAGAAGCCGAAACAGGUCAUGACCCGAACACCGGAAACUGGAUCUAUCCGUCAGAGCGGCAAUUCUUCGAAGCUCUUGUGCGCAAGGGCAACACUCCUAGCUCUACAAACUCCGCCUCCGAACUGGCGACUACCGUCGCAUCUAUCAUUCCUAUCCAUAACGCCGUCAAUGAGCGCGCCUGGCAGCAGAUCUUGCAAUGGGAAAGCCGGGCUCCCAUGUCGGACCCUGGUAGCAAGAAAUGUGGAGGCCCAAAGCUGUAUGCUUUCCGCGGUCUGGGUGUCGACCCGCAGUUUUUGAGCCCCCGCGCCCGUAUAAAUAACCUGAUGGGCUACCAGCUUCCCUUUGAUCGGCACGACUGGGUUGUGGAGAGAUGCGGUGGUGAAAGGAUUGAAUAUGUCAUCGAUUUCUACCAAGGGAAAUCGUCGGGUGCAAACAAUGCUCCCGGCCUCGCUGCCAAUGCUGGACCCGGCAAGCUCAGCUUCUACCUGGAUGUCCGGCCGAAACUGAACACAGUGGAGGGCUGCCGCAUGAGAUUCAGCAAGUUUAUGGGACUAUAAAGCUCCCCAGUGUCUUUCUUCUUACGCUGCAUCACAGGCGAACAACGGAGUUUUGGGAACGGUCUUGGGUAAGCAACGCAGUGUACAAUUCGUGUAUAACAGAAGCUAUGUAUGAUAUAGAGCAUGGGAAGAUAGAAACGGCAAAUGUAAAUAGAACAUCCUCGCUCCGUAUGCGCCUGAGA
This is a messenger RNA of Aspergillus vadensis CBS 113365, 1130 nucleotides long. Its product is annotated as cytochrome c1 heme lyase CYT2. The transcript has a single exon. Gene Ontology annotation, molecular function: holocytochrome-c synthase activity. Lineage: Eukaryota; Fungi; Ascomycota; Eurotiomycetes; Eurotiales; Aspergillaceae. Gene Ontology annotation, cellular component: mitochondrion. The coding region runs from base 79 to 948 and encodes 289 amino acids. The record is from RefSeq and is a predicted model, not a curated record. Gene Ontology annotation, biological process: cytochrome c-heme linkage.